Messenger RNA from Olea europaea var. sylvestris, 447 nucleotides. Its product is annotated as 17.8 kDa class I heat shock protein-like. The transcript is spliced from 3 exons. NCBI's taxonomy places the organism in Eukaryota, Viridiplantae, Streptophyta, Magnoliopsida, Lamiales, Oleaceae. Bases 1 to 447 code for a protein of 148 amino acids. The record is from RefSeq and is a predicted model, not a curated record. Gene Ontology annotation, biological process: response to salt stress; response to hydrogen peroxide; protein complex oligomerization.
AUGAAAGAGGGUAUGGUUCUGCAAAAUAGCAGCGAGAGGGCAGCGGAAAAUGAAGAUAAGAAUAAUAAAUGGCGUUGGAUUGAGAGGGGUGGUGGAGAUGAUGGGCGGAGGAAAUUUAAGUUGUUCAGGAGAUUUCAAUCAACCAACUACAUUUUUGCCACCGCCAAUGUUCAAAUAGACUGGAAGGAGAUGCUGGAGUUCCAUGUUUUCAAAGUCGAACUUCAGGGGCUGAAGAAAGAAAAAGUGAAAGUUGAGGUGGAAGAGGGUAGGGUUCUGCAAAUCAAUAGCGAUAGGGCAAGAGGUAUAUCUCUCAGGAGGUUCUAUUCACGAAAAAAUGUAAAAAAUGGUGAAGUGAAGGCAACAAUGGAGAAUGGAGUUCUUACUGUAACCGUUCCUAAACUGGAGAUGAAGAAAUCUAAGGCCGAGACUAAUGAAAUCAAUAGCUAA